Orycteropus afer afer is the source of this 1132-nucleotide messenger RNA. RefSeq names its product hydroxy-delta-5-steroid dehydrogenase, 3 beta- and steroid delta-isomerase 7 (gene HSD3B7). The record is from RefSeq and is a predicted model, not a curated record. Gene Ontology annotation, molecular function: 3-beta-hydroxy-Delta5-steroid dehydrogenase (NAD+) activity. Gene Ontology annotation, biological process: steroid biosynthetic process. NCBI's taxonomy places the organism in Eukaryota, Metazoa, Chordata, Mammalia, Tubulidentata, Orycteropodidae.
UCCAGCAUGGCAGACACUGCACAGGCCCAGGAGCUGGUGUACCUGGUCACAGGUGGCUGUGGCUUCCUGGGGGAACACGUGGUGCAGAUGCUGCUGCAGCGGGAGCCCCGCCUCCGUGAGCUGCGGGUCUUUGAUCUGCACCUGAGUCCCUGGCUGGAGGAGCUGAAGACAGGCCCAGUGCAGGUGACUGCCAUCCAGGGGGAUGUGACCCAGGCCCAUGAAGUGGAAGCAGCUGUGGCCGGAGCCCACGUGGUCAUCCACACAGCUGGGUUGGUGGACGUGUUUGGGAGGUCCAGUACCAAGACCAUCUACGACGUCAAUGUGCAGGGGACGCAGAAUGUGAUUGACGCUUGUGUCCAGACCGGAACACGGUUCUUGGUCUAUACCAGCAGCAUGGAAGUCGUGGGGCCCAACACCAGAGGCCACCCCUUCUACAGAGGCAAUGAGGACACGCCGUAUGAAGCAGUACAUUCACAUCCCUACCCUCGUAGCAAGGCCCUGGCAGAGCGGCUGGUCCUGGAAGCCAAUGGAAGGAAGGUCCACGGGGGACUGCCCCUGGUGACGUGUGCCCUGCGCCCCACGGGCAUCUACGGCGAAGGUCACCAGAUCAUAAGAGAUUUCUACCACCAGGGCCUGCGCCUGGGCUGUCGGCUCUUCCGGACCAUCCCGGCCUCCGUGGAGCAUGGCCGGGUCUACGUGGGCAACGUGGCUUGGAUGCAUGUGCUGGUGGCCCGGGAGCUGGAGAAACGGGAGGAACUGAUGGGUGGUCAGACGUACUUCUGCUAUGACAACUCACCCUACAAGAGCUACGAGGACUUCAACAUGGAGUUUCUGGGCCCCUGCGGCCUGCGGCUGGUGGGCACUCGCCCGCUGGUGCCCUACUGGCUGCUGGUGUUCCUGGCGGCCCUCAAUGCUCUGCUGCAGUGGCUGCUGCGGCCGCUGCUGCUCUACGCACCGCUGCUCAACCCCUACACGCUGGCCAUGGCCAAUACCACCUUCACCGUCAGCACCGACAAAGCACAGCGCCAUUUUGGUUACGAGCCCCUGUUCUCCUGGGAGGACAGCCGGAGCCGAACCAUUCGUUGGGUGCAGACCACGGGUUCAGCCCAGUGAGGGUGGGGCCUGGACCCUG